This is a messenger RNA of Carlito syrichta (Philippine tarsier), 3486 nucleotides long. It is a transcript of the gene NOD2, whose product is annotated as nucleotide binding oligomerization domain containing 2. The transcript is spliced from 12 exons. Gene Ontology annotation, biological process: regulation of apoptotic process. Lineage: Eukaryota; Metazoa; Chordata; Mammalia; Primates; Tarsiidae. Gene Ontology annotation, molecular function: protein binding. Bases 149 to 3187 code for a protein of 1012 amino acids. The record is from RefSeq and is a predicted model, not a curated record.
CAAGGAAGUAUCCCUUUCUUUGCUGGGCCUCAUCUUGGGGAAGAUGAUGAUGUCUUUGAAGUUGUAAUAACUAAAGUAGAGAAGAAAAGGCAGUGGAGCUGUACUGGUAUAUUCAGCCUGAAGAGGGAAGGUCCUUCCAGGUUGUGAAAUGUGCUCACAGGAGGCUUUUCAGGCACAGAGGAGCCAUCUGGUGGGACUGCUGGUCUCAAGGUCCCUGGAGGGCUUCGAGAGCAUCCUGGACUGGCUGCUGUCCUGGGAAGUCCUCUCUUGGGAGGACUAUGAGGGCCUCCGCCUCCUGGGCCAGCCUCUCUCCCACUCAGCCAGGUACCUCCUGGACACAGUUUGGAAUAAGGGCGCUUGGGGCUGUCAGAAGCUCAUCUUGGCUAUCCAAGAGGCCCAGGCCGACAGCCAGUGCCCCGAGCUGCAGGGCUAUUGGGACCCCCACACUCUCCACCCAGCCCAGGACCUGCAGAGCCACCGGCCAGCCAUCAUCAGGAGACUCUACGGCCACGUGGAGGGCGUGCUAGACCUGGCCCGGGAGCGGGGUUUCGUCAGCCAAUACGAGUGUGAUGAAAUCAGGUUGCCGAUCUUCACGUCAUCCCAGAGGGCAAGAAGGCUGCUCGAUCUUGCCACAGUGAAGGGAAAUGGACUGGCCUCCUUCCUCCUACAAUGUGCUCAGGAGUUGCCAGCCCCGUCAGCCCCACCUUUUGAAGCUACUGCGUGUAAGAAGUUCACGUCCAAGCUGAGAACCACGGUGUCUGCCCAGUCUCGCUUCCUCAGCACUUAUGACGGAGCGGAGACCCUCUGCCUGGAAGACAUCUACACUGAGAAUAUCCUGGAGGUCCGAGUGGAAGUGAGUGCAGCUGGCCCCCAACAGAGCCCUGCCACCCUGGGCUUGGAGGAGCUCUUCAGCACACGCAGCCACCGCAAUGAGGAUGCAGACAUGGUUCUGGUGGUGGGUGAGGCGGGCAGCGGCAAGAGCACGUUUUUGCAGCGGCUGCAUGCGCUGUGGGCUGCGGGGAGGGGCUUCCAGGAGUUUCUCUUCGUCUUCCCAUUCAGUUGUCGGCAGCUGCAGUGCGUGACCAGACCGUUGUCCGUGCAGACACUGCUCUUUGAGCACUGCUGUUGGCCCGACACUGGCCAGCAGGACGUCUUCCAGUUCCUCCUUGACCACCCUGACCAAGUCCUGUUAACCUUCGAUGGCUUUGACGAGUUCAGGUUCAGGUUCUCAGAUCGUGAGCGUCAUUGCUCUCCGAUUGACCCCACGUCUGUCCAGAGUCUGCUCUUCAACCUUCUGCAGGGCAACCUGCUGAAGAAUACCCGCAAGGUGCUGACUAGCCGGCCGGCCGCCGUGUCAGCGCUCCUCCGGAAGUAUGUCUGCACAGAGGUCAAUCUCAAGGGCUUCUCGGAAGAGGGCAUCAAACUGUACCUGAGGAAGCGCCAUCGUGAGCCCGAGGUGGCAGAUCGUCUCAUCCGCCUGCUGCAAGCAACCUCGGCCCUGCAUGGUUUGUGCCAUCUUCCUGUCUUCUUGUGGAUGGUAUCCAAAUGCCACCAGGAGCUGUUGCUGCAGGAGGGGGGGUCCCCACAGACCACCACGGACAUGUACCUGCUGAUCCUGCAGCAUUUUUUGCUGCGCACCUCCCUACCAGACUCAGCCUCCCAUGGUCUGAGGCCCAGCCUCCUUCGAGGCAGGCUCCCCACCCUCCUGCGCCUCGGCCAACUAGCUCUAUGGGGGCUGGGUACAUGCUGCUACUUGUUCUCAGCCCAGCAGCUCCAGGCAGCGCAGGUCAGCCCAGAUGACAUUUCUCUUGGCUUCCUGGUGCGUGCCAAGAGUGUAGUGCCAGGGGGUGCAGCACCCUUAGAGUUCCUGCACAUAACUUUUCAGUGUUUUUUUGCCGCGUUCUACCUGGCGCUCAGUGCUGAUGUGCCGCCAACCUCGCUCAAAUACCUCUUCAACUGUCACAGGCCGGGCAGCUCCCCCUUGGCCAGGCUGCUACCCAUACUGUGCAUCCAGGGCUCGAGAGGCAAGGAGGGCAGUGUGGUGGCUUUGCUGCAGAAGGCCGAGCUGCACAACCUUCAGAUUGCGGCGGCCUUCCUGGCAGGGCUGCUGUCCCGAGAGCACCAGGACCUGCUGGCCGAGUGCCAGGAGUCCAAGAAGGCCCUGCUCCGGCGCCAGUCCUGUGCCCGCUGGUGUCUAGCCCACAGCCUCCGAAAGCACUUCCACUCCAUCCCGCCUGCCGUGCCAGGGGAGACCAAGAGCAUGCAUGCCAUGCCCGGCUUCAUCUGGCUCAUCCGGAGCUUGUAUGAGAUGCAAGAGGAGCGGCUGGCCCAGGAGGCUGUGCGUGGGCUGGAUGUUGGGCACCUCAAGCUGACAUUUUGUGGCGUGGGCCCCGCCGAGUGUGUGGCCCUGGCCUUCGUGCUGCGGCACCUUCGGCGGCCCGUGGCCCUGCAGCUGGACUACAACUCUGUGGGUGACAUUGGCGUGGAGCAGCUGCUGCCUUGCCUUGGUGUCUGCAAGGCUCUUUAUUUGCGGGAUAACGGUAUCUCUGACCGAGGCAUCUGUAAGCUCAUCGAACGUGCCCUUCACUGUGAGCAGCUGCAGAAGUUGGCUCUGUUCAACAACAAGCUGACCGAUGGCUGUGCACACUCCAUGGCCCGGCUCCUUGCGUGCAAGCAGAACUUCCUGGCAUUGAGGCUGGGGAAUAACCACAUCACUGCCGAGGGAGCCCGAGUCCUGGCGGAGGGGCUUCGAGUUAAUACCUCCCUGCAGUUCCUGGGGUUCUGGGGCAACAGAGUGAGUGAUGAGGGAGCCCAUGCCCUGGCUGAAGCCUUGGGUAAUCACCAGAGCUUGAGGUGGCUCAGCCUAGUGGGGAACAACAUUGGCAGUGAGGGUGCCCAAGCCUUAGCACUGAUGCUGGAAAAGAAUGUCACCUUAGAAGAGCUCUGCCUGGAGGAGAACCAUCUUCAGGAUGAAGGUGUAUGUUCUCUCGCAGAAGGAUUGAAGAGGAAUUCAAGUUUGAAAGUCCUGAAGCUGUCCAACAACUGCAUUACCUACCUGGGGGCAGAAGCCCUCCUGCAGGCCCUUGAAAGGAAUGACACUAUCCUGGAAGUCUGGCUCCGAGGGAACACUUUCUCUCUAGAGGAAAUUGAGAAGCUCAGCCACAGGGACUCCAGACUCUUGCUUUGAUGCCUCUGGGUGGAUAUUCCUCUCAGUUUGUGAGCAAGCCUGGGUUUGGGCCCGGAAGCUGGAUGACAUCUGGUAGCAGCCUAUUCAGACUAACACUGUCUUGCCUAGGGCUGAAUUUGUUUCUGGAAACACUUUUUUUCUGCAGAGGAAGGAGCAUCAGUGCCCUCUGGAAGAGACUUGAGAAACUCUACUUUUGCCAUCGACUUCUUCCCAAAUUCAAUACUGGGAUAUAGAAGCAACAGUCCCUUUUUUCAGUGUAGAGUUGGCAUCCAGUGGGUCCGCCUGGGUUCCCGUGUGGG